Messenger RNA from Fusarium venenatum, 3006 nucleotides. RefSeq lists its product as uncharacterized. NCBI's taxonomy places the organism in Eukaryota, Fungi, Ascomycota, Sordariomycetes, Hypocreales, Nectriaceae. The record is from RefSeq and is a predicted model, not a curated record.
AUGGCGUGGCUCAAAGACUUCGUGGAUAAGGCGACGGAGGAGUACAGGAAAGAGAUGAAGUUGGAGAGAGAGAGGCAGCAGCAAUUUGCGGACCAACAGCAGAGAAAAGAGAAGAGAGGUUCUGGGCAUGGGCGGGUUGGGCCGAAUGCUUCAUCACCAGGUUGGCAACAACAGCAGUAUGGACAAGCGACUUAUCAACAACCUCGAAGCCCGCAGUACCAGAGUCAGUCACCUCAUUAUGGACAACAUCAGAGUCCGCAAUAUCCACCACCGCCAUCACCAUACAGUCCCAUGAGCUCACAGCCAAACCAAACACCUUCACAAUCACCAGGAACAACAGAUCGCAGGACACAAUACUACGCCGACCUGGCCAAAUUCCAAGCCCAAGCCGAGCAAGCAAAGACACAAACACAACACCUCGAAACGCAAUGGCGCGAAGCCGAACGACUCGCGGCACAGUACAAAGCCGAGUACCAAGCACAAAUGAGGCAGGCGGAAGAGCAAAUGGCAAAUAUGAAUAUUGAUCAUAAUAAAGAAUUGGAGAGGUUGAGGGCAGAGGAGGCGAGAAAUUUGAAGUUGGGUGAAGAGGAACUUGUGAAGGAGCAGCAGAGGUUGUUUGAUGAGAUUAAACGACAGAGACAGCAACAGCAGAAUAGGGAGGAUGAUGAAGAGAGACCGCCCCUACCGCCGAGAAUUAGCACAGAGGAUGUUGCACCGCCUUUGCCGAGGAGACCUGUCUCUACAGCUGGAAGUGGAAGUGGAAGUAUGAGUCCUAGAAGGUCGACUCCUUAUCAUUACUCGGGACAGAAGGAGUCUCUCUCGCCUCAGAGUCCCCAGGGUCAAGUACCGCCUCCUCCGCCUCCUCCGCCUCCUCCACCGCCUGGCCCUCCUCCUGUUCUGAACAAGACCCAACGUCAGAGAAGUGCCAGUCAGGUUCCUCAACAAGUGAGUCCUCAGGUUCAUGUACCGCCUCCUCCACCACCUCCUCCUCCGCCGCCGCCUGGCCCUCCUCCUAUCCUGUCCACGGCCCAACAUCAGAGACCGGGUGCUAGUCAGAAUUCUCAACAGGCGACCUACAGUCCUCAGCCAUCAAGUUCACAGACAAAACCAACAUCCAAGGUACAAGAUCAGGUAGAUCAAGGAAGAAGAAACCCAUAUAAUUUACCGAGUCCUGAAUCUCGGUCGCAUAAACUAAGGAAUUCUUUCCACCCACCAUCUCCUUCCUCUGGAUAUACCUCCCCUCGGCAGCAGCCAGAUUCGCCUCGCCCAGUUCCAAGUCCUCGCCAACAGAAACCUCCCCCUCGUGUGAGAACGCCCGAACCCGCACUUCGGCAUCCAUGCGGUGCAAAGCCAGGAGCCGAAUGCUCAGGAGCUCUGACUUCGUCCCCCCAACACUGGUUCUAUCACGCUUCAGUUCCCGAAUUCGUCAUCUGCGCCCGUUGCUACGUUGAUCACAUAUACGAUACUAAGUUCUGCAACUCGUUUAUAAAGACCUUUUACGAUGAUGGUGAAAAGCGGAAAUGUCGGUUCAGCAGCAGACGAGUCAAAGACAAUCUCUUCCCUGCGGCGGUCAAUUCUGGAAGCCUGGACCAGCUUAUCGAGUUUAUGCAUAAAAGAAUCACCAUCAAAGACUGCAGGGAGCAGAAUGCCGUUGAGGGUGAGUUGUGGUACAAAGCGGAUGACAUACCCAACGGGACCAUCUGCCAGGCCUGCUUUGAGGAUGGUCUUAUUACAUCCUCCUUUGCCAAGUACUAUCGUCUCCAAGAUAGUCAAGGAGGCGCUUAUUGUGAUUUGAGCGUGUGGUUCCUCAAGCGCAAGUUCAUGGAAUAUGCUAAAGAGAAUAAAUGGGGUGAGUUCUGUCGACAGUUCAAUGACAGGGCGCAACUACCGGAUUGUCCAAAACUCAACGUUGUCAAGGCUAGCCAAUAUACGUGGUACAAGCCUAAAUCUGGACCAGAGGGACUGCAGGCUUGCGGAGCGUGUUACCAUGAUUACUUCCUGGCUUCAGAAGACGAGGAAAAAUGGAACCAAAUCAUUGGAGGUGAUUUCGGCACGAGGUGCAAUCUGGGCCAACUGAACCAUGUCAUUCUCAUGCACCAAGCCAUGGACGAUGAGGACAGAAGUCUCUUUUGGAACGCGGUGAAGGAGAUAGACAAGUAUCCGUUCUGUAGCAGUCAGGGCAUCAGGGGCGGUGUUUGGUAUACGCCCAUUAACGACGCUUCGUGGGGUAUCUGCGCUGCAUGUUACGAGGGUAUCGUGAAGCCAGUUGGAGGAUCGAGGUGGUUUAUGAGAGACACAGAUGUCACACAGGAUGGCGUGUACAUGUGCGGCUUCAAUCUGGGACAUCCACGCGCGUUCAAAGCUCUGGAGACAUACGCCAAUGCCAGGAACUGGGGAGAUGGCAGGAUUUUCCUCGACUGGGCUGCGCAAUGGGGCUCUGUUGAACAAUGCCCACGGAUCAAGUUCAGCAAGAACAGACGUUGGUGGGGAUGGGGAGUCGUAGCCAUCUGCGAGGAUUGCUAUGCCUCCUUUGCCAAAGGGACAGCUCUGGAACCCCGAUUCUCACUCACAGGCCAAAGAGAACCUGACAAGGAACGCAUGUGCGAUCUCUUCUCACCUCGCAUGAGGAAUCUAUACAGCGAGACUUGCACAACAGGUGACCUGCAAAAAUUCCUCGAAAUGGCGGAGCAACGACACAUUGUCUACACGCAGACAAUUAUGCAAUGCGAGCAAAUCCUAAACCAGCAAAAGAUAGCUGCGAUGCAGGCACAGAUGUUGGGUACGCAGGGUACCUUUUACAAGAGUAUGGGACAGACGCAUGAUGUGACGGUGGGACAUACAUACACGGUUGGAAAUGCGUAUGCUGGGUAUGGACAUGAGAAUGAGUACGUGCUUCAAGGAUAUACAUACGAUAGACAGGCGAGAGAGAAGGCGGCUGAGGUUAUGAGUGGUGAGCCGGUGAUGAGGGUGCGCAUGCUUGAGGCAAGGUGGAAAGAGGUUGAGUGA